GACACGAAUUUACUCGAACAUGUUGAAGUUACCAAACAAAUCUGUUUUCCAAGAAUAUGUUCGGUCAUAUUUUGGUCAACUUAAUGGACAAGGACCACAGCUUUUUUUUUUAGCUCUUGGUAUAUAAAUCGUUACAAUCUGCGAUUUCUGGAUUAGUUUUGCCAUUCGGAAAUAAGACAAUGAGGUCUUAUUACCUUUUACUGGUAUUUAUUCCGGCGUCAGCACUCAUUGUCGAAGAUGUUUUCCCACCUAGUUUAGCAGAAUGUUACUCUGGACAAGUUGACAAAAACACCACUCCAUAUGAUGUUCAAACGAGCUGUUUGGAAAGAUUUUUGGGUCAUAUGUACAAGAAUACUAGCUCAAUAGAUUUAGGGAAGGAUGCAUUUGACUGGUUCGAUUCUCUCGGCAGAAAAUUACACAUUCGACUGAGACGACAAACACGGUACAAAUUGCGCGAGAGGAAGGAAAUAAGAACAUUAAGUCAAACUGAAUUAAUCAAUUUUUUUGACGCAGUAAAUGCCCUGAAAAAUGACAAGAGUGUCAAACCAAACAAAUAUGAUUCGUUUGCAAUAAUGCACCAAGGAGGCGUCGGCGCAUCUGCACAUGAUGGUCCAAACUUUGUUAGCUGGCAUAGAUAUUUCCUAGUAUUAUUCGAAAACGCUCUUCGGGAAAAAAAUAGCAGAGUGACUCUUCCUUACUGGGAUUCAAGAGCAGAUUUUUUGAUGAAAAACAAGGAGGAUUCUAUCUUAUUUACUGAAUUGUUUUUGGGAAAUGCAAAAGGCGUUGUGUAUACAGGUCCAUUUGCAUUUUGGUCAACACCAACAAACCCGAGUACGUUGUUGAGACGAGAAAUCGGGGUAGUAGGCUCUCCAGUUCAUCCAGAGAGGUUAAAAGAGGUGUUUACAAAAAAAUAUCAUCGGGAAAUUCUUAGGCCAAGUACUCCAGACAGUAGUUAUGCCAAUUUAGAAUCUCACCAUGAUAAUGUUCACAGGUGGGUUGGAGGAAAUACUGGACAGAUGUCGAGCAUAAUAUUUAGUCCAAUGGAUCCAGUUUUCUGGCUUCUGCAUUGCUUUGUAGAUUACCUUUGGGAACAAUUUAGAGAAAAUCAAAAGAAAUUAGGAAUAAAUUCAGAAACAGACUACCCAGCAACCACUAUAACAGCACAUAAGCCAAAUAGACUAAUGGAUAAUUUGAAACCACCAAAGAAGAAUAUUGAUGGGUAUAGUAAUUCAUUUACCCAACAAAUUUAUACAUAUGCAGAUGCUCCGACUUGUGCUAACAACUGUGGAGGAGCGUUUAAAAUAUUUUUGUUCUGUGAUAAAAUUAAAAAUGGAUGUGUUUCCGGAUCAAGGUAUGAUUUUAUUCGAAAUGGAGGAUUUAGUCGAGUUACGAAUUAUUACCCAUCAAAGGCAAAAGGUAAACCGAAGAAGAUUCCUCCAUCUAUUAAAAACAUUAAAUCAUCGGAUCAAUCAAAAAAAGUAUCUCAGUCAAUACAAGCAGAAGGGGGUUUACCAGACAUAAAGGGUGGAAGCAUUUCACCAUUCGAAAGCGCAGAGAACGCACCAGUAAGCCGAGCUUCAGCAGCUCCGAAAAGUACAACAUUAUUUAGAACCCACUUCGAUAAUACUGCAGCAAGAGGUCGCAGAUCAGCUGAUUUCAGUUUGAUAGGCAACAAUUUCAAAAUUGGCUUUGAUAUAGAUCUUCGCCUGAGACAAGAGAUGAGAAACCUCAGUUCUUUGAAUAGUGCUUCAUAUCAGUUCGACAAUUUGGCAUUGUCCCCAAUAGCAAUAAUAAACAAACACAGAAGAAAUAGAAACCCAGGACAUGAUGAAAUUCAAAAGCAGAGAACAUUUAACAUCACAUUUCAGACAGAUGGAUUCUCCUACAAUGGUCGACAUAUUGACUUUAUUUCUAUAGAUGAACGCACGCACACAUCUGAAUCGGUUGGUCUUAUUAUGUUUGAGAAGCCAGUAUCUGGUGAAACGAAAGCGUACGUGCGAGUGUACGAUUCAAACGGUGAAAUGUGUCAACCGAGUUGUCUGGUAUCAAGAUGGUUGUAUAAGGAAUGUUCGGGACUGAUAAAAAUUACGUCUGAUUUUCCUCGUAUGUACGUAGAUUCAUAUAACAAUGCUUUAGAUUCAGAAGUAACACCGUUUCUUAGGUUUGUUUGUGUAAAUUAAGGCGACCAUUUUACUUUAAAAAUAUGACUUGUUAUUUGUCUUAGAAUAUCCAAAAAUACUGUGAAGUA
This is a messenger RNA of Mytilus trossulus (common blue mussel), 2248 nucleotides long. RefSeq lists its product as uncharacterized. Gene Ontology annotation, molecular function: oxidoreductase activity. The record is from RefSeq and is a predicted model, not a curated record. NCBI's taxonomy places the organism in Eukaryota, Metazoa, Mollusca, Bivalvia, Mytilida, Mytilidae. The coding region runs from base 180 to 2180 and encodes 666 amino acids. The transcript is spliced from 4 exons.